CAUUUAGGAUAUCGAUUCCUCGCUCAUCGCAUCCAAGUAAUGCAAUUCUUGAGCGACGUUCUGAAAUACUGCUGGAAGAAUGUUUUUGCAAUUAGUUCAUAGGAAAUCUUCCUGAUGUGUAAGAUACGCAUGACGAGUUUCCUGGUGGCAUUUUCAUGUGAACCAUUCUUUGUGUGCAGUUAUUGUUAGUUUCUGAGAGAAGUGGAGGUUCUGUUCAGUGGCUAGCAAGUCACAGGCAGAAUUGACUGAUUUCACUUAUCAACAGCUUUGUUGUUGUGUCCGAAGAGCAGGAAUAGUUGGCGGUGAGAAACGAUGAUGCAGUAGCAAGUUAGUCUCUUACAACUGCUGUCGUAAUUGUUGCAGUUUUGAACGAUUAGCACAUGUGCUGCAAUCAAUGGCGACGUUUUCGAGGCUUGUAGCGGUCGCCUUGCUGCCCGCACCCGUGCCCUUUCUGCCAGCGCUACAGACGUGCCAGAAUCCCCUCAAGUCGGGACAUCAUCGCACUUUCACCCUUCUUUAUUGUAGGUCGCAAGCAUCGUCAGGAUUUCCAGACGAUGGCAUUCGCGAAGAGCAACCGAAUGUUGGCAAGCAUGUGGUCGAAGCGGAGAAAAUGAGAAAUGAGCGAGGGGUGCAGUUUUUUGUGGGCUCUUCGUUUUACCGGGAGGAAAGUGCUGUUGGACGAGAUUUAGCCUGCCUGGCAGCCGCUGUAUACAAGAAAGACAAAGGCCGACUGCAUGUUUUGGAUGCUUUGAGCGGUUGUGGCAUUAGAGCCGCCCGCUACUUAGCUCAUGCUCAAGCGGAUUUUGUUUGGGCAAACGACGCAUGUGAUGCUCUUGAUACCCUGAUGGCACAUAAUCUCUCUCUGGCUUCUUCUUCCUCCACUUAUGACACGGAUCACUCAGGACAGCCCUCUCAGGAAUUGGAUUCCUACUUCUCUACAAAUUUCAAAGACGAGAAUGGGCGAUGGCAAGUCACUACUCAAGAUGCCAAUAAAGUGUUGCUUGACUGCUACAUCCGAAAGAACUACUUUGAUCUCAUCGAUGUGGAUUCUUUCGGCAGCGACUCCGUUUUUCUAGGUUCUGCUCUUUCGGCAUUAUCAUAUGGAGGUCUUAUCUAUGCAACUUCAACGGAUGGGUUCUCUUCAGGGGGACAUCGUCCCUGCAAUGCUCUAGCAUCGUAUGGAGCGUAUAUAAGGCCUAUGACUUUCGCCAAUGAAAUUGGUCUCCGAAUGCUGAUUGGAGGUGUAGUACGAGAGGCAGCACUACGCAACUUGCACGUGUAUCCAGUAUUCUCACAUUAUUCAUUCCAUGGCCCAGUCUUUCGAGUCAUGCUCCGUGUGCUCCCCAGCAACCAAUUUCUAACUAAAGAUUAUAAUUUUAUAGCAUUCUGCCACAAGUGUGGUGAAACUGAAGUCGUCAAAUGGAGCUCCCUUGGCCGCAACAAGUGCUCAUGUGUGUCCUCCUCCAGUGUUUCCUCUCGAACCUUGAAUGGGCCUCUGUGGACCGGUCCUUUACAUAGUACAGACGACGUAAAGAACAUGACUGAAAUGGCCAAGUCUUGGGGUUGGAUAGAAGGGGACCUAGAACCUGCGUAUGAGCGGAGGCGUAGUCCUCCCGUGUCCACGAAGGAUCGAAACUUGAAGAAGUUGCUCAGUAUUAUGCUUGAAGAGAGUAAUCCAGAUCUACAAGUGGGUUAUAUUGAGCUUGAUCAGAUUUCGAUGAGGAGCAAGGGUUCAACUCCAAAGCGUGAUGAUCUGAUUGUUGCCUUGCACCAGGAAGGAUAUGCUGCUAGCAGAUCUCAUGUACAACCUAAUGCAAUCAAGACCAAUUGUCCUUUAGGUAAAUGUGUUGAAAUUUCACAAUCGACAGCACCCCAACGUUAGCCAUUCUGACCAUUUCAAGCAGGUGACGAAGGUGCUGCAGGUUCUAAAAAAUGUUCAAUUUUGCAUUUGUGAUCAAAAGAUGACAUCCAUCAUCUGGACUAUUUGAGGUUUUCUUUGUUGUGUGACUUCCAGGUGAUUGGCAUAAUUUCUAAUGAAGUGCAUGAUGACGAGUUGGUUUGAUUCUAAGCUCUAAGAUGUAGAAGCUGGAAAUCAAAAAAGGAAUUUGCUAAAAUCUGAGAGACAUAUCAAGCUGUUCUCCAGAUAAUUAUUCCCCCGAAACAAACCCCCAAUAAUUAAUUAAAAUUUUGGGAACUGACUCUAGCUA
Messenger RNA from Physcomitrium patens, 2207 nucleotides. RefSeq names its product tRNA (guanine(26)-N(2))-dimethyltransferase. Gene Ontology annotation, molecular function: tRNA (guanine) methyltransferase activity; RNA binding. NCBI's taxonomy places the organism in Eukaryota, Viridiplantae, Streptophyta, Bryopsida, Funariales, Funariaceae. Gene Ontology annotation, biological process: tRNA N2-guanine methylation. Gene Ontology annotation, cellular component: nucleus. The record is from RefSeq and is a predicted model, not a curated record.